Rhopilema esculentum is the source of this 4749-nucleotide messenger RNA. The record is from RefSeq and is a predicted model, not a curated record. Lineage: Eukaryota; Metazoa; Cnidaria; Scyphozoa; Rhizostomeae; Rhizostomatidae.
AAGGAAAGGCACCGCCUCAUCUCUUAGUUAAACACGGGAGCAACAACAGUUGAUGAAGAAUAGCAAAAUUCCUAUUUUCAAUUCUCGGACAUUUGACAAGAAUCUAGCAAGUCUACAGCAAUGGGGAGGAUGCAGCGACUGACAUUAUGUAUAUUGCAAGUGCUGGCAGUGAUCUUGCUGGUUGAAGGGAGCUGUGACAUAAGCACAUGUUCAGUUGUCAUCUACAGGGACUGUCAAGCUGCACCUGCCUGCGGCUCAAGAAAUGGUUUCUCCUGCAGUUACAUAUCUCAAGGCAUAUCAACGUCUGCAUGCGCCUGGAAUCCUUGCACGCCUGUUAUCGGUAAUGGUAACUGGCAGUCAGUUUGCGGUGGCAUCGACGCAAUCGACAUUAAAGGCCCGUGCAAAGCGCAGCUAGCACAACAGUCUAAUGGCGGACUGCCUUACACCAAAAUUUUUCAACCUGGCUUUCAUGGUGUCUGGCAAACAUUCGAGAAUGGAGUUCAUUUUGGGGACCGCGUUUUGUCAGUCAAGAUGUCUUGUGCUGACACAGACGAAUGUGCAUCAAGCAGUACAAACAACUGUAGCUCGAAUGCAAACUGUGCAAACACUGUUGGUUCGUAUACCUGUACAUGCAAGAAUGGGUUUACUGGAAACGGCUUUUCGUGUUUCGAUGUUGAUGAAUGCAAUUCAGGAGCACAUUCGUGUAGCGCUAAUGCUCAAUGCAUCAAUACAGCCGGAGGAUACAAUUGCGAGUGCAAUACUGGAUAUUUUGGAGAUGGGACCACUUGUGAUGACGGCGUAAACACAGUGGUUUGCGAUACAAACUGGAUGCUGAUAUACUUAGACUCCCGUUUCCAGAUGUCAAAUGGUACUGUAGUUACCUUGAGGCACAGUAACUGCACUGCAAAAAAGUAUGUCCCUGUCAACCGAUAUGGGUUGAUAACAGCAUUUAAUGACUGUGGAACAACUAAAAGAGAAACAAUGACGCAUAUUGUCUAUGAAAAUGAAGUCAUUUGGACAUUUGGAGGUAAUGGUGGUACCAUCUCUCGGUUGAGUGGGAAAAGGAUAUCAUACAGCUGCUCGUUUUCCCGCCAUGCUGACACGAAUAAUGCCAUUAUUAGAGCAACGACAUCCUUCCUUACAGCAAGUGAAGCUGGCUAUGGGAAUUUUUCUGUUUCACUUGAAAUGUUCAAUGGUUCAGACUUCACGAAGCCUGUAGGGGAAUUUCCACAAGAAGUUAAACUAAAUCAAAGGAUACAUUUUCAGGCCAAAGUUAAAUCAAAUGACAGCGACAUUGCUGUUUUGAUUGAGAAGUGCAUUGCCACGCCCACCAUGGACAUGAACCACCCUUCAAGUCAUACUCUGAUCAAAGACAGGUGUUCAUUUGAUUCCACCGUACAGUUUCAUCCGACUCAGGACCUCCAGUAUAUGCGGUUCAGUUUCGAUUCCUUUGCAUUUGUUGGGAAAAUGAAUCAGGUUUAUCUUCAUUGCCAAAUUUUCAUGUGCCAUAAGACUUCUACAGAUUCUCGAUGCUCGUCUGGCUGCCGAGGAAACAAUGUUAGAAGACUGCGAAGGUCGCUGACCGGGGUCAAAGAUUCCACAAGUUCCAAUCAUGAUUUGGCCGAAUCUGAAACAGAAAAUUCUAUGACGCUCAACUAUGAUUUGAUCGCAAGCAAGGUUGAAAAUGAAGGGUUGCAUCAGAGCAAACGCAUUCAGAAACGAGAUGUUGCGAAGGAAAACUUCCCUCCCUCAAAGACAUAUGAUCUGAAUCUUGGACCAUUGAAAACCAGUGAGAACUCUGGUGCAAAGAAAAAUAAUCAAAAUUCAGCUGAUAGCGGAAAGUUCACGUCCACCCAUGGACUGAUCUUGGGAGUUGCUCUUCUUGGAAUGUGCGUGGUCGCUCUCGUGGGAAAACCAUUGAUAAAUAAAAGACUCAAAAUAUCAAAAGCGUGGAAUAGCAAGAAGGCAAAUGAACUUAAAGAUGGCUCAAAUGUUAACAACGGCUAUGAAAUGGAAGCCACAGCUUGAACUUGAAUCCUUUUGACUAUUAGUCGAGAUACUUAUUCACACAUAAUCGAGGCACAGUAGUUCAUUUAGCAAAAAAUAACAUAAAAUAUUACAUUUAAAGCUUGCUGGUUAUGAUAUCUCUUACACCCGAAAAAACAUUAAUUUAAUGUUAAAAAUGAUAAAGCAUGGUGAAAUUUAGACUCUUCACCUCUUGUAUAGAUCUUUUUUGUAAAGGCGAUUGUUAUCAAGGCAACCUUUUUAUUAACAGGAUAGCUGAUGCCUUCUAUCUUUUCUGCGGCAGCUGUGACGUAGAAGACCAAAGCGAUAUGAAUCUAAACUAUUAGCUUCGUGUGCCAAGCCAGGCUUUGUUUUAAGAUCUUUUUCUGGUAUUUUCCGUUUUACCAGGAUGCUAUGAAGUCUAUGUUAUGUGUGGUUUUUUCAAAAUUUCCCAGAAUUCCAUCCCUUGAUACGCGUGAUAAAUUUAUUUUGCUGUUGAGCUAAAGAAUAAGACAGCCGAAAAUCAAUAGUUAAUUUCAUAUCGCUGGCUAGAAUCACGGGAAUCGUUUAGGAUGAGCUUUAUGUGCAUAUCUACAUAACAUUAAUUAUAUAACUUGAAUUUUCCUUCUUUAUUCGUACAUUGUUCUUAGUUGCUUGCUUUUUAUAUUGUAUUUAGUUUUUUGUAUUUAUGUUAAUGUUUGCCAUGGGCAAUUUCAGCAUACAAACCUUUAUUAUAAAAAAGCACUUUCUACCUUCCCAGUCACUAAACGUCAAUGUUUUAAUUGCACUGUGAUUCAUUCACCAACUCCAAAGACAGGCACUCCUUUCCAAAGCUCCAUUUGAAACUGAGUUUAACUGAAACUGAGUUGGUGGAGAAGAUUGGGGCAGAAGAGGUUGGGGUCUUUCGCCGCUCUUCAAUAGAAAGUCAAUUAUUGAAGGGUAUUAAUUUUUCCUCCGUAAUUGUAAUUUAUGCUGAAGAAAAAGUAAGACACGAGUGAUUUUGCGACCAGCACUGAAUCUUUUCUAAUGUAGUAGCUUAUUUUAUCAUUAUUUUCUUAAAUAGCUGGCUGUUUUCAGCCUGGAACCAACAUCCCCUUGUUAAAUAAAUAGUUUCCAACGUAAAAUUCAGCAGACAUAUGCUAUCCAAUCUAUUUUCUUGAAUGAUCUGGAUAGUUAUAUCAAUGAAGCUUCCUUCGGCGUGUUUCUGGGUAACGUUAAAAUCAGCACGUUACUUUAUGCUGAUGAUUUAGUUUUACUCUCUGAUACAGCAGAUGGUUGCAAGCUCAGCUGACUGAGCUCGAUCGUUACACAAAUAGGUUUAAAUUGUCUGUAAAUAUUGAUAAAACAAAAAUUUUGGUUGUUGGUAGGAAAACUAGUAAAUCAAUAUCAUCACAUGCAUAGAAAAUCGGUAAAUGUGUGGUAAAAUCUUGCAACUCGAGUAAGUAUCUUGGUAUCACUUCUAAUGCAAAUGACUCUUUUGGUGAUCAUGUCAAAACAGUUAAAGAAAAGGCUCAGAAAUCGUAUUACGCACUUUUAUCGAAAAAUAGGGAUUAGGAAGGUUUGAAUCCGAGGCUUUUUAUGUUCUCGUUCGACAAAUUGAUCAUUCCUAUUUUGAAUUAUUCGUGUGAGGUUUGGGGCCAAAAGGAGUGGCCAACUCUGGGAAAAACUACACUUGCAAACCUGCAACUGUGCUCUUGAGGUCAAAUCACCAACGACCUCAGAUGCAAUUUAUGCGGAAUUAGGCAGAAUUAAUUUAUUAGCUAUGAGGCAUAUUGUCGUUAUUAAAUUUUACUUCAGAUUAUGUAAUUUAAGUCCGAAAAUCUACGCAAAACGCUUUCCUUAAGUUAUCAGAUGAUGCUUUGACUAGUGUUAAAAAACCUGGGUUUCAGAUACCAAGGACCUGAUCACAUUUGAUUCUACAACAUUAAUGUCUCUGGUAGUGUACCUGCUUUUAAAUCUAAGGUAAUGCCUCAUUUCGCUUCAAGCAUCAGGAAAAAAUUAAAGGCCACAUCAUUAACGAAAAGAAGCUACGGACCUAUGCGCCAAUUAAAAACCACUUCUACGUUAGAUUUGCAACUUGAUAUUAUUCCAGAUUUUAAAACAAGAAGUAUGCUUUGCAGAUUAAGAUUUAGUUCUCAAAACUUGCAUAUUGAGACUGGCAGAUAUGGCAACAAGCCUACUCCCAAGGAUAAAAGAAUCUGAAGAAAGAAAUAAUCUGUUGGUGAAAAUUGAAGAGAGGUAUCCCUAUAUAAAAAAAUUUAGUCAUGAAAACAAGUUUAUUUAGAUGAUGAGUCAAGAAGAAUUGAUUCAAAUUCUUGCGAUAACAGUAAGGAGAGCAUUCCAAAUGCGUGAAAUUUUUCAGAACUUUUGAAAAAUUGCGCUGAUCAGUUUGCUGUUGUAUAUUUAAGCUGUUAUAAUUUUUGCAGCCAUUUGUAGUAAUAUUUUAGAUGUAGUAACUUUAAUUAACCAUUUAAAAUUACGACGUUUUGUUUUGUUGUAGUAGAUUGAGCGCCAUUUCGGCCUAUCCAUCCAUUAUUAUUAUAUAUAAAAAAGGAAUAGGAAAAUACAGGGCAGAAGUUUGAGGCGUUGGAAUUAUAUCGAAAGACAAAUUAGAGAAUAAUUUUGGUUAAUAAAAAUUUCUAAAUAAUGGUCCUUGAUCACGCAGAUGCAUUCGGUCCCAGGUCUGCAGUCUUGUACCCUGCAGUCUUAUAUGGAGUGAGUCUGGUACCCAGGGUAGCAGUCUUA